Camelina sativa (false flax) is the source of this 550-nucleotide messenger RNA. RefSeq lists its product as uncharacterized. NCBI's taxonomy places the organism in Eukaryota, Viridiplantae, Streptophyta, Magnoliopsida, Brassicales, Brassicaceae. The record is from RefSeq and is a predicted model, not a curated record.
GAGACAGAGAUGCAAAGACCGAGAUGCAGAAACAACCAUACCCACAUAGGCCUGCUUCUAAUAGUGGUAAUGAAAAUGCUAGAGACAGUACUGUGGAUCCAAGUAUUGGGGAUUUAAGUAAUAAGAUUGCUGGUUGGAUAAAGGAACGACUAAAUUUACUCAGGCAAGCAGCAUCUUCGAAUGAGAACCAAAAUGCUAGAGACGGUGUGGAUCCAAGUAAUGGGGAUAGAGGUAAUAAGCUUUCUCGUUGGAUAAAGAAACGACUAAGUUCACUCAAGCCAGCAUCUUAUAAUGGGAAUCAAAAUGCUAGAGACGACGGUACCUUUUGGACAAUGUGCAAUAGAUGCAAGGCACAAGGUAAAUAUAUGAGGGAUGAUUGUCUUGAUAAGGCCAUACUUUGUCCACAUUGUGAUCACCCUUUCAUUGCAAGUGAGAUCAGUCCAGAGGCAAGUCCCCAAAACACAAGUGGUAGUACUUAUUUAAAGAGAUUUUCUCCAUCAUCUGUUAGUUUCCACUUGAGUUGCUGUAAGGUCCAGGUCUUAUAGUGGAA